Messenger RNA from Penicillium longicatenatum, 327 nucleotides. RefSeq lists its product as uncharacterized. Lineage: Eukaryota; Fungi; Ascomycota; Eurotiomycetes; Eurotiales; Aspergillaceae. The transcript has a single exon. The record is from RefSeq and is a predicted model, not a curated record. The coding region runs from base 1 to 327 and encodes 108 amino acids.
AUGUCACCUACGCCUGCCCCGUCUGCUGGUGACCCACAAUACAAUACCACCAAUGACCCUGGGCUACGUGAUGUGGGUAUCUUGACUGGAGCUGGAUUCUACGAUAUCACAUUCAACGCGGCGCGGAAUUGGGAGACGGUUUUGGCUGCAGAGAACAUACCUUACUUGAGUCACUACUCGAUGAGCGGUGCCCAUCAAUGGAGCACUUGGCAAGAGAUUAUUUACAUUUAUUUAAGGAAAGCGCUUUGGCAACCUGUUCCGUAUGGCCGGAACACAGACUUCAACCAGGUUGAUCCGCUGAGUGGCGGUUUUCCGUAUCGCAGGUGA